Molecule: messenger RNA, 2228 nt
Organism: Xyrauchen texanus (razorback sucker)
Lineage: Eukaryota; Metazoa; Chordata; Actinopteri; Cypriniformes; Catostomidae
Product: major facilitator superfamily domain-containing protein 4B-like
Exons: 10
Coding region: 111-1700 (529 amino acids)
Source: RefSeq, a predicted model, not a curated record
GCAAAUGAUUAAGAAGCCUAGGAACCCACUGAAAGAAACGUUCAGUCACCAGGAGUCGAACAAAGCUGUCCAUUUACUACUCUGUGGAAUAGUCAGGAGAUUUUCACGCUAUGUUAAUUGAGGAGCGUAUAGUAACACUUUUCAAAAGAAACUGUCAUCAUACACUGACGUACUGGAGUUUGUUCUGGAGUUUUGGACUUAGCAUAGCCUUCCUGGGGCCUACAAUCCUAGAUCUGAAAUGCCAGACGGGUUCCACGUUACGAGAGAUCACCUGGGUGUUCUUCUCACAGCAGUUCUGCCUGCUCAUCGGGAGCUCCACUGGAGGGAUUUUCAAAAAAACGUUGAUCAGUGCCCUCACUGCUCUCUUUCUAUCUGCCCUCAUCAUCUCUGUGGUUUUUGCUAUCAUCCCACUUUGCUAUAAUGUGCUGUUGCUGGCCGUUGCUAUGGCAGUGUCAGGCCUGGCCAUGGGCAUCAUUGACACUAUUGCAAACAUCCAACUGGUGUCCAUUUAUCAGAAGGACUCUGCUAUCUUCCUGCAGGUACUGCACUCCUUCAUUGGGCUUGGUGCUCUGGUGAGCCCACUGAUUGCAGACCCAUUCAUAUCAGGGCACUGCCCGAGCAGGAACAGCACAGAAAAUGCUACAGAGAUUUUUCAGCACUUCAGAUACAGCCUGACUGCCAGCUUCAGGUCACCAGUGAUCCUUGAAAAUUCUCCACACACCGGACCAUUUGAGGAGAAGGCCAGUGUGUCAUAUGCCUUCUGGAUUAUGGCCCUCAUAAAUCUGCCUGUGCCUAUUGCAGUUCUUGUGUUGAUGUACAGAGAGAAGCUGCUUCCCUUUUGCCCAAACAGCACUCCACAGCUGCUGGACAAGGAUGAAUUAGCCAUGGAAACUCAGGCACCAGGGAGCACAGAGACGCCUGAUCCAAGUGCUGAAGUUACAGGACAUGGAGAUCUCUUUAGCUGCUGUAUGAACGAAGACCUACGUGGGUUACCCGUCACAUUUUUUGGUAUCCACAUCUUGGGCGGUCUGGUCCUGCUUAUGACAGAAGGUUUAAUGGGGGUCUUUGCUGGCUUUAUUUACACAUACGCUGUUUCAGCUCCUAUGUCACUGCAAGCUAAAAUGUCAGCAUACCUGAACUGUGUCUUCUGGGCAGCUGUCACAGCUGGACGGCUGGUGUCAAUCCUAUUAUCAUACCGCUUCAAACUGGUCCACCUGCUCAUGAUCAACCUGGCUGGUGUGAUUGUAACAGUGCUGCUGUUGCUGAUCCUCUCUACAAACAAAGUGUUUCUCUUUGUGGGCACAGCCUUGGUUGGUCUUUUCCUCAGCAGUGUUUUCCCUUUCAUGCUGGCUUACACUGAGGACAUCCUGGAUUACCAGGGAUGUGCAACACCUGUCUUAGUGACCUUUGCUGGAAUGGGUGAGAUGUCCAUGCAGGUGUUGGUUGGAUCACUGAUUCAAACAGAAGGCAGUUAUAGUUUUAUGGUGUGUAGCAUGGUCCUCGGCUGCCUUGCCUUUAUCCUCCUCCUUGCUUUGAUCAUGUGCCACCACAUUCACAGAAAUCUCACAGGAACUUCUAAAAAAGCUGCUAUGGUAGAAGACCCACCAGUGCCCACUGUAGCACCUGCUUCAGAGAAAGCAGUGAUAGAAUGUAAACUUGCUGUAAUACAACCAGAACCAACAACACAAGACUCUAUAUGAAACUCUUCAUGGUUCAUAACAAGCUGGAACAUCUUUAAGAGAUAGUUCACCCAAAAAAAGAAAAUUCUGACAUUAUUUACCCUGAUUCUUUCCCAAGCCCAAACAUUCUGCCUAACAUCUCCUUUUGUGUCAAUUAAAGUCAUACAGUUUUGGAGCAACCUGAUGGUGAGGAAAUAACAAGAUAAUUUUCAUUUUUGGGUGAACCAUCCCUUUCACUGUUCUGUUAAACUGUAAACAUUGAAAGCAAAUGAGCUUGUAGUUUCAUCAUAUUUGUGUAAAAAAAACCUUUGCAAUAUAAUAGAAACACUGAUGCAAUAUAAACUUUGUGUAUUCUACUAAGUUUGUUAUUAUCUAUUAUUGUGUUGUUUUGUGUUUGUUUUAAAGUUUGCAAAAAUAAUUCUGUUUAUUUGAUUAUUGUUUUUAAUUAUACAAAUUAUUGAAACAAAAGACUGUCAAAUGUGAUAAAUUGUUAAGUUCUGUUGAGAUGAAUUUAAGGCAUAAAAAGUGAAAUAUAAAUAAAAUUGACCC